This is a messenger RNA of Camelina sativa (false flax), 682 nucleotides long. Its product is annotated as E3 ubiquitin-protein ligase At3g02290-like. The record is from RefSeq and is a predicted model, not a curated record. Lineage: Eukaryota; Viridiplantae; Streptophyta; Magnoliopsida; Brassicales; Brassicaceae. Gene Ontology annotation, molecular function: ubiquitin-protein transferase activity.
GCUUUUUAUUCUCUUGCUUAAUUUUAUUCUUUCCUCUCUUUUUUUUUUCUUUCUCUCUAUUCCUUUGAGUUUUCAGUAAGAUCGAUCCAAAGGUCAAUGGGUAUUCUACUUUGUUGUUUUCGAAUUACGGAACACGUUGAUGAAUCUCGAAACGUACCAAGAAUCAGAGGCUUCACUAACCCAAUAACGAAUAACUUUUCCCCCAAGUUCAAGCAACUAUUUGAAAGCCUAGAAAGAGGAGAAAUCUCCUAUGUCGCUGACGAAGAAGAAGACGUUUGCCCGACAUGUUUCUAUGAGUACGUUGAGGAGAACCCCAAGAUAGUUUUGCAAUGUGGACAUAUGUUUCACCUUGCAUGCAUCUAUGAAUGGAUGGAGAGAAGUGAAGCUUGUCCCUUUUGUUCCAAGACAAUGCUUUUCUUGAAGGGUGACGAAAUUACAGAGCAUGUGGAGUAACAAUUAUUCUUCUUCAACAAUUUGGAAAAUUUUGAUUAAAUUAUUUUUGGCUAAACUAAUAAUUUCAUUGUGGUGUUUAAUGGGAUAUAUUUAUUCUUAUUUGUGAUAUAACUCAUUUGGGACAAGUAUUAGGAGGUGGGUAGAAAAAACGCCUUGAUCUAUUCUGUUUUGAUCUACAAUUCUUAUGUAUACUUUGUUUUGUUCGUUAACAUUAACAAAGUUUGUUCUC